CUUGUUCUCAUCAUCUUAACAUUUGAAUAUUCACUUAUUUAAUAAAUAAACCAAUCACAUUUACAUGGUGCAAUAUCAUUGGAUCGAAUUUUUUUUUGGUAAACUUUCAGGUCGCUGAUAUAUAUAUAUAUAAGUAGAUAGAUAUUGUGGUAUACAAUCCGAUUACAAUUUAUCAUUAUUACUAUUAUUAUGAGCUUAAUAAACACAUACAUAAUCUACCUUAUAUGUUUUAUUUUAUUAUUAAUUAAAAAGAAUAAUACAUCUGAAUAUGAUUCUAAUAAAGAGUAUAUUGAUGAAGAAGCAUUGAAUCGAUUCAUAAACGAUGCUGAUGAUGACGAUGAUCAUCAUGUUCAUCAUAAUCAUCGUCAUCAUCAACAAGUUCGUCACCAUCGACGAGAUAUUCAUAAAAAUGUCGGACGAAAAACUCAAUUGAAAUUGUUUCCAUGGCGUAUACAUUUUAAUCGACCAAAAACUCAAGAAAUGUAUGUAUUCAAUAUAGAACGUUAUAGUAAUUGGUCAGAUUGGAAAGAAUGUUUACCAAUGGAAUGUAUUGAAAUACGUUAUCGUAAAUGUUUAGAUAAUUCAUGGAAAACAAUAUCACCAAAUCUUAUUCAUACAACUAGAUGUAUAUCAAAAUAUUAUACAGAGAAACGUACAUGUUUAAAUAAGACUCAAUGUAAUGAACAUACUGGUGAACAAAUUAUCAAAAAUCUAACUAAUACAUGUGGAAUACGUAAACAAGAUAAUAAAAUAAUAGAAAAAAUUCUUGGCGGAAAAUCAGCUGAACCACAUUCAUGGCCAUGGGCUGUUCGUUUAUCUGUGAAGUUACCACAUCGAAGACCAGUUACAUUCUGUGGUGGGACAUUGAUUGCACCACAAUGGAUAUUAACUGCAGCUCAUUGUGUUUUAGUGGAAAAUAAACAUAUUCCAGUUGGAAAACCGGUUAUGUUAGCUGAUCAUAUGAAAAGUACAAUCUAUGCACAUUUAGGUGAUCAUGAUCGAUAUAAACAAGAAGCUGGACAAGUUGAUCAUCGUGUUACUGUUGCUAUACUUCAUCCAAAUUAUCAUAGAAAAUUACAAACUGAUGGAUACGAUAUUGCAUUGUUACGUCUCUCAGAACCAGUUAAAACAACACCAGAAAUUGAUUUUGCAUGUUUACCAACAAAAGAUUUAAAAUUAACACCAAAUUCCAAAUGUUAUGCUGUUGGUUGGGGUAGUAAUAAAGGUGCAAAAAUACCAACAUUUGAUAAUAUACAUAGUAUAUUAGAAUCAUUAUUUUUACCAUUUCCAUCAUUAUUUACAACACCAUUUACAUUCGAUAGAAGAGAAUCAACAAUAUGGAAUAUUAAAAAAUUAGAAGAAGAAGAAUCAUCAAGAGAAUUACAUGAAGUUGAAUUACCAAUUGUUUCUAUAGAAGAUUGUCGUAAACAUUAUGCUGAUAUUAGUUCUAAAGUUCAUGUAUGUGCUGGUGCUAGAAAUAAAGAUACAUGUGCAGGUGAUAGUGGCGGGGGUCUUUAUUGUUAUUUAGAAGAGACUAAUCGUUGGCAUGUUGUUGGUGUGACAAGUUUUGGUUUAGCACGUGGUUGUGGUUUAAAUCCUGGUGUUUAUACAUCAACAAAAUCACAUAUGGAUUGGUUAUCAAAACAAUUAGCAACAAAGAUAUUUUAAAUAAAAUCAGAAAAAAGAAAGAAAAAAAAAGGAGAAAAAAGAAAAAAAUCAAUAAGAAAAAAACAUACUAUUGAUGAUAAUAAUAAUAAUCUCUAUCAGUUACUUUAUUAAGAUUUCUUCUAACGAAAAAUCGAUAUGAAUAUGAUCAAUUGAAUAUUGAAUAUAUUUUUUAUUGAUUUUAUUAUUUAUGUAAAUUUAUUAGAUAAAUUAGUAAUUAAAAUAUACCCCCCA
This is a messenger RNA of Schistosoma mattheei, 1899 nucleotides long. Lineage: Eukaryota; Metazoa; Platyhelminthes; Trematoda; Strigeidida; Schistosomatidae. The record is from the annotation of a GenBank genome assembly.